UCAAGUGGCCAAACGCCUUUGCCUUAUCGGGAGAUUCAAGUAGUCUUCUCGCACUGCUCCAAAGAGGAGCCAUCAAAUUAUGGCCGUGUCGUCUACUGCAGCGACUGUGUACAUUUCCAGCCGAAAAUUUCCCAUUCCGACUACCAGAAAAGGCGCUUUCUUCUCAAAUUUCAUCACUUCUACAGCGAGACCACGUAGAUUUCUUAUUAGAAGCUCUAGCGAUGGAUCAGCAGAGACUGCAGCGAAAGAGGUAGAAGAAUUAGAGACAUCCAUUGAAGCUCCAGAAGGACCUACGUCUUUGAUUUCUGCUCUUAAUGUGGAGAGGGCUCUUCGCGGCAUACCGAUUACAGAUGUAGAUUAUUACGGGAGACUUGGGAUUGAUAGAGAAUGUUCAUAUGAAGAGGUUACGGUUGCAUAUAAAAACAAGGUUGAAGAAUUGCUGAAUCAGGGACUAGAUGAGGAAGAUGUCAGGCAGAAAAUGGAACAGCUAAAAGAGUCUUAUUCAAUACUAUCAUCAGAAGAAGAGAGGAGAAUGUAUGAUUGGAGCUUGGCCAGAAGCGAGACACCAGAGAGAUAUACUUGGCCUUUUCAAACCGACAAGUUAAAGCCGCCAACAGAGCCGCCUCCUCCGCAGGAACCAGAAGAUGUGGGACCCACGAGAUUGGUGGGAUACUUUAUACUUGGAUGGAUACUCCUGUCCUUUGUGUUAUCCAUCGUCCUUAGCCGAUAAGUAUAAGUAAACUUAUCCUUUUCUCUUUACUAAUUUUGUAUUUAACAAUGUCACCCACGAUAUUUCAAUUUUCGAUUGUAAUGAUACCUUUUUCUAAUUCAUCAUAAAUCCACGAUAUUUCAAUUUAA
Molecule: messenger RNA, 858 nt
Organism: Manihot esculenta (cassava)
Lineage: Eukaryota; Viridiplantae; Streptophyta; Magnoliopsida; Malpighiales; Euphorbiaceae
Product: NAD(P)H-quinone oxidoreductase subunit U, chloroplastic
Exons: 5
Coding region: 80-730 (216 amino acids)
Cellular component (GO): chloroplast thylakoid membrane; chloroplast; NAD(P)H dehydrogenase complex (plastoquinone)
Source: RefSeq, a predicted model, not a curated record